This is a messenger RNA of Adelges cooleyi (spruce gall adelgid), 2428 nucleotides long. RefSeq names its product facilitated trehalose transporter Tret1-like. Gene Ontology annotation, molecular function: transmembrane transporter activity. Gene Ontology annotation, cellular component: membrane. Lineage: Eukaryota; Metazoa; Arthropoda; Insecta; Hemiptera; Adelgidae. The coding region runs from base 148 to 1533 and encodes 461 amino acids. The record is from RefSeq and is a predicted model, not a curated record. Gene Ontology annotation, biological process: transmembrane transport. The transcript has 4 exons.
UUGUAAUACACAGAGACUCCGUCGCGACCGGUCCGCGUGCAAUAAUAAUUAUUAUUAUAAUACUUUUUUUUUAUUUUGCUCCAUUCGGUUAAAUAAAUAUAUUAGUAAACCGUUGUUGUCAUUAUCAUUACCACCUCAACCGUCGACAUGUUUUUGACCAACAAUUUUUGGAUAUGUUUCAAAGUGUUUAUGACCAGCAGCGUCAUGGCUUUCCAACAGUUGAUCGUGGGCAGCACCAUUGGGUUUUCCGCUAUUCUAUUGGCUCAACUUCAUCUACCGGGAUCGCACUUUACCGUCAACUACGACGAGGCUUCGUGGAUAGCCAGCCUUUCCAUACUACCGUGUCCCGUGGGUUCGUUGAUUUGCGGCUACUUGACCGACAAAAUAGGUCGAAAGCACGCAUUACAGCUGGCCUAUAUACCGUUGCUCGUAAGCACCGUGAUCCUCUACAACGCCGAGACCGUGACGGCCGUCUACGUCGGUAGGAUAUUUGCCGGACUAUCUGUCGGCACCGGAGCACCGACGUACGCGUACAUAGCGGAAACGAGUCCGACCAAAUGGCGACCGCUGUUCUUGUCGCUGUUGGCUUUCUACGUGGGAUUGGGCAUGACCCUGUCGGCUGCGCUCGGCGUGUUCUUCCACUGGCAGACGGUGUCCGGCAUUUUCGCCGUGCUCAGCCUGGUCGGGUUCGCGCUGCCGUUCGCCAUACCGGAGACGCCCGCGUACCUGCGGUCCCGCGGCUGGGAACAGGAGGCACGCCUGUCCGAACAGUGGUUCGGUUUCGUGUUGCCCAGCAAUCGCGAGGAGCAACAGUCCGCCAACGACGAUCGGAAGGACGCCGUCCCGUUGUGGAAACAGAUGACCCAGCCCACCGUGUGGAAACCCACGUUGGUGGCGUUGCUGUUUUUCGUGUGCCAACAGAGUUGCGGGUUCUACGUGGUGGUGUUCUACUCGGUGGACGUGCUCAAGGACUGCCGGGUGCCGAUCGACGGCAUGACGGCCAACGUGUUCCUGUCGGCCGCCCGGACCAUGGGCAGCGUGUUCAACCUGCUGUUGCAGACCAUGCCCAAGAAAACGUUGACCGUCAUCUCGGGGCUGGGCAUGUUCACAAUGCUGUCGGCCAUCACCGUCUACCUGCACGUGUUCGAAGACACGGACGACCCGCCGUUCGCGGGCCUGCUCAUCUACGCGUUCCUGUUCUACGUGUUCUUCGCCAUGUUCUCCGUGUUGCCGCUGCCGUGGAGCCUGUGCAGCGAGAUAUUCCCCAUGUCCGUCAAGGGCACCAUGAGCGGACUGCUGUACUCGGUCGGGUACGAGCUCAUGUUCGUCGCCAUCAAGAUAUACCCGGCCAUGGUGUCCGCGUUGGGCAUCGAAUGGGUGUGGACCAUUUUCAACGGGUUCUGCAUAACCAUCGUGCUGUUCGGCGCGUUCGUCCUGCCCGAGACCACCGGAAAGUCGCUCGACCAAAUCCUCGAGAAAUUCGAACACCGUCCCAGGCUCGACACCAACCGCAAACAAAGGGAAAUUCCUUGAGCUUGUUUCCGCAGCAGCGGUAAUGGCAUUUUACCGUAUCACCAUUUUGCAAAGUUUACUUGCACGGCCGCGAGCCCAACGUAAGAUACGCGACAUCUGUCCCCGCGCCUGUUGCAAUACCGACGGUUAGGUGUACAUUGAUUUUUUUUUUUUAAGUACUUAGCAGAUAAAAAUAUUAAUAUGUAAGUUUUAAAGUCAAACUUGUUUUGUUUUGUGCAUCUAAAUCGUUAACACGUAUAGAUUAGUGUAUACUCUAAUUAGUUAGACUUACAAGAGUACGACAUUACUUAGUUUUAAGACCAACUACGAAACGAUACAAGUGCUUUUUUUUUUUGUUUUUACCGUAUAAAGUAUUUUUUGUUUAGACAUUUAAGUAUUUAUAACUGGUUGUUUUUAAAUUCUCAUCAUAAACGUACGCGCUAAUAGCGCUAAUUUUGUCAUAAUGUCAUUAGACUAUUAUCGGAUUUAUGAUGAUUUUUAUAUCUUUAUUUUUUUGCCAGAAGGGAGAAUGCACGUUAUAUUAUUAUUUUAUGUAACGAUUAUUGUUAUUAGACUUGGAAAACAAGUAUUUACACUGUGAUAAUGUAAGUUUAAUGAGGGUUGACCGGUAGACGUGCAAUUAUCGCCUACAUGUUAGCUAUAUGUAAAUAGAUAUAUAUGUAAAUAAUAUUAAAUUUUUCUUUUUACAUUAAAAAGUCAAAUUGUAUGGAUAAUUGAAUGAUUAUAUUGUUCGGAUCCACGAGUAUAGUAGUUAUUAGAACAAACUUUGCGUUACUUAAGUUUGUUGUUUAUAUUAUUUUGUUAAUAAUUUGUAUCUUUAGUUAUUGUCAAAAACCACCAAUUUUGUACCUACACGUCAUAAGAAUAUUGUACAUUUUAUACCGAUUUUAUUAUU